This is a messenger RNA of Chroicocephalus ridibundus (black-headed gull), 7378 nucleotides long. It is a transcript of the gene OBSL1, whose product is annotated as obscurin like cytoskeletal adaptor 1. The coding region runs from base 150 to 7229 and encodes 2359 amino acids. Lineage: Eukaryota; Metazoa; Chordata; Aves; Charadriiformes; Laridae. The record is from RefSeq and is a predicted model, not a curated record. Gene Ontology annotation, molecular function: protein binding. The transcript is spliced from 27 exons.
CUGCGUGCUGACACCCGGGAGCGGAGCUGGGGGAAGUGGCAGGAGCUGGUGCCGGCGCUGGGAGACGCGGGGGAGAGGCGGCGGAGCGAGGCUGAUGAUCCCCGCUGCUGCCCUGGCCAGCCUCCUGCCGUGACCCUGGGAAGGUGGCGAUGGAGGGGUUCAGGGGAGCCCCCAGGUUCCUGGCCUAUCCACGUGCCUUCACGGUACAAAGUGGCGCUGACGCGGUCCUGAGCUGCCAGAUCACGGGCGACCCCCAGCCAAGCAUCCUCUGGGAGAAAGACAAAACCCCGAUCGAGCCCUCAGACCGCUUCCACGUGGAGGCCAAGGGGGACCUGUACAGCCUGCUGGUGUCCCAUGCCACCCCCCAGGACAGCGGCCUCUACAUCUGCAAGGCCAGGAACAGUGUUGGCGAGACCUACGCCGCCGCCACGCUCAAGGUGGAGGUGGGGGAGCCCCUGCAGGAGGAUGGAUGCUCGGGUGGCGAGGCACCCACCUUCCUUGUGGCCCCCUCAUCCACACGGGUGUGCCGAGGGGAGGACGUGAUGUUCACCUGCAGGGUGUCCGGCCAGCCCUGCCCGGUGCUGGAGUGGGAGAAGGAUGGGCGCAAGCUCUCCGACCUCUUUGAGAGCAGCCACUUUGAGGUGGGGAAGGAGCCGGAGGACUGGCACUUUCUGAAGCUGUUCGGCACCCGGCCCCCGGACGGGGGGGUCUACGUGUGCCGGGCACGCAGCGGUUCCCGGGAGGCCCUGGCUGCUGCCGUGCUCCUGGUUGAACCACGGGCACCACCGGAGGGGCUCCCCAACGGCUGUCCUGCUGAUGGCCCCCAGCUGCUGGUGGAGCGGCAGCAGCGGCGACGGUGGCACGUGGUGGGACGGCACACAGGACCGGAGACCCAGGUGCCCAACGGCAUGGUGCCAGCCGGGGUGCCGGGGGCUAAGGUGUUCGCCGUGAGUGCGGGAAAGCAUGCCAAAUUUCGCUGCUACGUCACCGGCAAGCCCAAGCCAGAGAUCAUCUGGCAGAAGGAUGGUGAGCCCCUCAUCCCCGGACGCAGGCACCUUGUCUACGAGGACCGGGAGGGCUACUUCAUCCUCAAGGUGCUGUACUGCAAACCCCAGGACCAGGGGCUGUACAUCUGCACCGCAUCCAACACUGCCGGCCAGACUCUCAGCGCGGUGCAGCUCCAGGUGAAAGAGCACCGGCUGCGGUUCCAGGUGCAGCUGGCAGACGUGGAGGUGGCGGAGCGGGAGGACGCCGUGCUGGAGUGCCAGGUGCCGCUGGAGACCAUCCCCACCGCCUGGUACCUGGAGGACAGGGAGCUGCAGCCCAGCCACAAGUACGUGAUGGAGGAGCGAGGCGUGGUACGACGCCUGACCAUCCGUGACGCCCGCACCGAUGACGAUGGCAUCUACCUCUGCCAGAUGAAGGACAAGGGGCGCAGCAUCGCUGAGGUCUCCGUCCGAGGGGUGAUCACGAAGCGGCUGCCACGGAAGUUGGACGUGAUGGAGGGGGAGAAUGCCGUCUUCUGUGUGGAGACGCGGGAGGUGUCGGAGGGGAUCUGCUGGAGCCGGGACGGGCUGCAGCUGCGGGAGUCGCCCCGCACUGUGCUGAAGAGCUUCGGCAGGACACACCUCCUGGUGCUGGUGCACGUCACUCGCCAGGACGCUGGCAUCAUCUCCUUCGCCGUCGGGGAAUCACAGUCGUGCUCCCAGCUCCGGGUCAAGUGUGUGAAGCGUGACCCCCCAAGCGCGCCGGUGGCAGCCCAGAUGAGCGUGGCGGAGAGCAAUGCUGCCCUGCUGACCUGGUGCCCAGCUCCCGAUGCCCACCUCCGCCCCCCUGGCCGCUACCUGCUGGAGCGGCGGGAGGUGGCCGGGGGCGAGUGGGUGCAGUGCCUCGCCACCGACCUGCCCGGCCACGUACGGGUGCUGGGCGACAGCGUGCCCCGCGAGGCCGACUACUGCUUCCGCGUCUGCGCCGCCAACAAGCAUGGCCGGAGCUGCCCCGUGGAGUUCCCUGGCUCCGUGCAUCUCGCCCCAGCAGCUCACCUGGAGAAGGGUCUGCAGGACGUGUGGGUGCGGGAUGGCGAGGACGCGCGGUUCUCCCUGGAGCUGUCGGCCGCGGUGCUGGGCGCUUGGUUCCUCAACGGCGCCAGGCUGGGCGAGGAGGAGGAGGAGGAUGCUGUGGGAGGCCGGUGCAGCGUGCAGCGCCAUGGGACCGAGCACUCGCUGCUGAUCCGGGGAGUGCGGGUGGCUGAGAGCGGGGCCCAGGUCACCUUCAUGUCCGGCAGCGUGCGGGACUCAGCCACACUGCACGUGGAAGCCCCGCAGGUCUGCAUCACUCCACUGCCUGAGGCCGAGCGUCUCCGGGAGGUGUCAUCGGGGCUGCCCGUGCUGCUGGAGUGCCAGGUGUCCCCCCCGGGUGCCCCCGUCCGCUGGCUGAAGGAUGGCGAGGCCGUGCCCCUGGAUGACGUUAUCGCAGUGCAGGCAGAGGGCUGCGUGCGCAGGCUGCUCCUCCGCUCGGCAGGUCCCACCGACACCGGCGUGUACACCUGCGACGCUGGGGACGAUGCUGUGAACUUCGUGGUGACCGUGACCGAGGCACCGGUGAGAAUCCUUGGCUCCAACGAGGAGGCCCCCCAUGCUUACACGGCCGGGCAGCGCGUGGAGCUGUGGUGCCAGCUGUCCCGUCCGGCGGCCCCGGUGCGCUGGUACAAGGAUGGGGAGGAGGUGGAGGAAGGCGAGAGUCUGGUGCUGGAGCAGGAGGGGCCGCGGUGCCGGCUGGUGCUGCCCUGCGCCCGGCCGCAGGACGCCGGGGAGUUUGUCUGCGAUGCUGGCGGGGACUCCGUCUUCUACACUGUCACCGUGGCAGAGGCACCGGUGAGAAUCCUUGGCUCCAACGAGGAGGCCCCCCAUGCUUACACGGCCGGGCAGCGCGUGGAGCUGUGGUGCCAGCUGUCCCGUCCGGCAGCCCCGGUGCGCUGGUACAAGGACGGGGAGGAGGUGGAGGAAGGCGAGAGUCUGGUGCUGGAGCAGGAGGGGCCGCGGUGCCGGCUGGUGCUGCCCUGCGCCCGGCCGCAGGACGCCGGGGAGUUUGUCUGCGAUGCUGGCGGGGACUCCGUCUUCUACACUGUCACUGUGGCAGCCCCACAGGUCCGCAUCGCCCCUGUGCCUGAGGCACAGCAGCUCCAGGAGGUGCUGGCAGGGCUGCCCGUGCUGCUGGAGUGCCACGUGUCGCCCCCAGAGGCCCCCGUCCACUGGCUGAAGGACGGUGAGGCUGUGGUCCCCACCAAGGUCCUGGCCAUUUGCUCAGAGGGAUGCUCGCGGAGGCUGCACAUCCCUGCAGCCGCGCCGUCUGACUCAGGGACGUACACCUGUGAUGCCGGGGACGAUGCCACCAGCUUUAGGGUGACCGUGAGCGAGGCACCCGUGAGGAUCGUUGGCUCCAACAAGGAGGCCCCCCACACCUACGUGGCUGGGCAGCACGUGGAGCUGUGGUGCCAGCUGUCCCACCUUGUGGCCCCCGUGCACUGGUACAAGGACGGGGAGGAGGUGGAGGAGGGCGAGAACCUGGUGCUGGAACAGGAGAGGCUGCGGUGCCGGCUGGUGCUGCCCUGCGCCCGGCUGCAGGACACGGGGGAGUUCAUCUGCGAUGCCGGGGAUGCGUCUGUCUCCUACCACGUCUUGGUGGCAGAGCCGCCGGUGAGGAUCCUGCACCCUCCCCAGCGCUCGCUGGAGCUGCUGGCACAGGCGCCAGGGCGCGUGGAGCUGCGGUGCGAGCUCUCCGUGCCGGACGCUCCCGUGCGCUGGUUCAAGGACGGGCUGGAGGUGGAUGAGACCAACAACCUGCUGCUGCUGGCGGAGGGGGCCUGGCGCUGCCUCCUCAUCCCCAGGAGCAGCGCGGAGGACAUGGGCGAGUACAUCUGCGAGACCAAGGAUGAGGCCGUCUCCUUCGACGUCAGGGUGUCAGAGCUGCCGGUGAGGAUCCUGCAGCCCCUUAGACCUCCCCCUGUCGUGACGGUGUCCCCGGGGGAGACGGUGAUGCUGGGCUGUGAGCUGUCCUGUGCGGAUGCGCCCGUGCGCUGGGACAAGGAGGGCGUCAGGCUGGAGGCUGGGGGCAGCCUGGUCCUGGAGGAGGAGGGUGCCCACCGCCGCCUGGUCAUCCCUGCCGCUCGAGCCGAGCACUCUGGAAAAUACAUCUGCGCCGCCGCCGAUGAUACAGUGACCUUCACUGUCCAAGUGUUGGACCCGCUGGUCAGGAUCCUGGAGAGGGACGUCCUGCCGACCCACCGGCAUUGCCAGGCCAUGGAGGACCUGGUGCUGGAGGUGCACCUCUCGCACGCCCACGGGGAGGUGAAGUGGUACAAGGAUGGGGAGAAGCUGCAGGACACGGGGCGCGUGCGGCUGGAGGAGGACGGGACACGCCGCUCCCUCGUCAUCCUGGGCGCCACAGGCAGGGACGCGGGGGAGUAUCUCUGCGACACCGGGGAUGACAGCAUCGUCUUCUUUGUCACCGUGGAAGUCCCAGAGCCACCUGUGACCAUCGUGGGCAGCACAGGCACUGUGGAGCAUCGCUGCCUGGUGGCUGGGGAGGACUUGGUGCUGGCUUGUGAGCUCUCCCGGCCUGAUGCCACCGUGUGCUGGCUCCGGGAGGGCCAGGAGGUGCAGCCGGGUGAGCGGGUACAGGUCGAGGCCCGUGGGGUGCUGCGGCAGCUCACCAUCCAUGGGGCACAGCCCAGCGACUCGGGGUGCUACAUUUGCGACGCUGCCAGCGACCGCGUGGUGACGAGCGUGGAGGUGUCGGCCAGGCCCGUGCGCAUUGUCAACAAGGAGGAGGCGCAGAGCCCGCUGGAGGUGCUGGAGGGGGACAGCGUGACGCUGGUGGCCCGGCUGUCCCCGGAGACGGCGGUGGUGCAGUGGCAGAAGGACGGGCAGACGCUGCGCUCGGGUGGGCGGCUGCUGGUGUGCAGCGAGGGCCCCGCACGCAGCCUCACCAUCAAGCAAGCGGAGCUGGGCGACGGCGGCAUCUUCCUCUGCGAUGCUGGUGAUGACGAGGUGUAUUUCACGCUGCACGUGAAAGAGGCACCCGUGCUGUUUGUGAACAAACGGGAGGAACGGGAGAAGCUGCUGGUGCUGGAGGGCAGCAGUGCUGUGCUCUCCGCCGUUACCUCCUCAGAGCGAGCCGAUGUCACCUGGCUGGGCCCGCAGCAGGCAGUGGUGGCCAGCGACCGCUGCGAGCUGCGGCGGGACGGCCGCGUGCACAGCCUUGUCCUCUGCAACGUGGCCAAGGAGGACGCUGGCGUCUACACCUGCCUCUCCCCCCAUGACCAGAUGCAGUUUGACGUGAGCGUCCGAGAGCUGCGGGUGAAGUUCCUGCGGGGGCUGUCGGACGUGCGAGCGCGGCAGGGCGAGCGGGCGGUGCUGUGGUGCGAGCUCUGCAAGGCACGGGGCGACGUGGUGUGGCGGAAGGACGGGCGGGCGCUGGCGCCCGGCCCCCGCCGGCAGAUGGUGGCGGAGGGGCGAGAGCGCUCGCUGGUGCUGAGCCGCGUGGAGCCUGAGGACGCCGGCGAGUACUGCUGCGAGUCCAAUGACGACCGGACGCUGGCGAUGCUGACGGUGCAGGUUCCCAGGGUAGUGGAGAUCAUCACGGAGCUGCAGAACCUGACGGUGCUGGAGGGGGAGGACGCCACCUUCAAGUGCCUGGUGUCCCCCGAGGAUGUGGCUGUGACCUGGCAGCUGAACGGCCAGCCCGUGGUCCCUGGCAGGCGGCUGCUGGUGACAAGGAGCGGGCUGUGCCACAGCCUUACCCUCCAGCAGUGCCAGCUGGGCGACGCGGGCACUGUGAUGGCCAAUGCCGAGGGGCUGGUGACCACGGCUCGGCUGAACGUGCAAGAGGCGCAGGUGCUGUUCGUGCGGAAGCUGCAGGACGUGGUGGCAGAGGAGCAGGGGGACGCGUGCCUGGAGGUGGAGGUGAGCCACGAGGCCGCCGAGGUGCAGUGGCUGAAGCAGGGCGUCCUUCUCCAGCCGGGCAGCAAGUACCAGCUGGAGGAGUCGGGGUGCCGGCGCACCCUCACCAUCCGCUGCCUCGGCCUCGCCGACCGCGGCACCUACCGCUGCGAGAGCCUGCACGACCGCACGCAGGCCAAGCUCUGCGUGGAGCCCCGGAAGGUGUCGAUCCGGACACCAUUGGUAGACGUGGAGACCUUCGAGAAGGAGACGGCCACCUUCCACCUGGAGCUGUCUCACCCCAGCGUGCCUGGGGUCUGGACGCGGGAUGGCAUCCGGGUGAAGCCCAGCAGCACGUGCCGGAUCAGCGCCACGGGCUGCGGGCACAGCUUGACGCUGGAGCGGCUGGCGCUGGAGGACUCGGGCACCGUCACCUUCACUGCUGACACCCUGCGCUGCAGCGCCCGCCUGCUUGUGCGGGAGCCUCCAGUCACUAUGGUGAGGGUCCCACGGGACCUGGGGGUCCCAGAGACAGGGGUCGCCAGCUUCGAGUGCGAGCUGUCUCGCCCCAGCGCGGAGGUGAAGUGGUUCAAGGACGGGCAGGAGCUGCGGCCGGGGCCCCACUGCCGCAUCUACUCAGCGGGUCGGCGCCGCGUCCUGCAGCUGAGCCGCUGCGAGCUGGCCGAUGCCGGCACCUACACCUGCGACGCGGGCGACUGCUGGGCCUCCGCCACACUGCACGUCCAGGAGCGCCAGGUCCGCAUCGUGCAGGACCUGCAGGAUGCCCAGGUGCGGGAGGGUGACAACGCCAUCUUCACCUGCGAGGCGUCGCAUGGAGACGUGAAGGGCGAGUGGUUCCAGGACGGGGAGAAAAUCAAGGUCUCCAGCAUGGUGAAGAUACGUCAAGAAGGGACCCGGCAUUUCCUGCUGCUCUGCAGUGUGCGCCCCGAGGAUGCAGGACUCAUCCGCUUCUCGGCCGGGACGGCCACCUCGGAGGCCAGCCUGCGGGUGGAAGCGCUGCCCAUCCGCAUUGUGAAGCCGCUGCGGGACAAGACAGUGCUGGCGCGGCACAAGGCGACGCUGGAGUGCACCGUGUCCCACGCCCGGGGCCGGGUGCGCUGGCUCCGUGGGGACACCGAGAUCUUUGCCGGUGACAAGUACGAGAUCUGCAACCUGGACUGCUACCGCACGCUCAUCAUCCACCGCGUGGGCCCCGAGGACGAGGACUCGUACACCUGCGAUGCCUUCGAUGACCGCUCCACCGCCCGGCUCCUCGUGGAGGGGAGCUAGGAGCCAGCAUGUGGCACCCAGGGACUGCACACACAUGGAUGGAUGCUGCUGCUGGGAGAUGGGGCUCAUGCUUCCACUGGGAUGUAUGGACACACAGACAUCACCCCUAGCCUGCUCUGGCGUCAGGGCUCUGCAUUAAACAGCAUUUU